AUGGGCCAGUUACUCUGCUACACCUGCGUGGAGCAAUCGGAUGUGGCGUUAUUGGAGACCUGCGGCAAGUACGUUGGAACGGCAGGGCCCGGUUGCCACUGCAUACUCCCAUGGACUUCUAAAGCCGGGACGCUUUCCAUGCGACUGUACGAGCAUCACAUCCACAUUCGGUCCAAGACGAAAGACAACGUGUUUGUCAAUAUCCGGUUGACGGUGCAUGUGCAGGUGAUUCCUGGCCGGGAGAACUUGGCCUUUUACUCCGUUGAGGCUCCGCUAAAGGUUAUUCAGAGCUAUGUGGAGAACUGCGUGGAGACGAAAAUCCCGCUCUACAACCUCGAUGCGCUCUUUAUCGAGCGUGGCACCAUUUCCCAGCAACUGAAGAGCGAGACCGACGCCGUCAUUGAGGGCUACGGCUGGGACAUUGUCUCCGCGCUCAUCACAGAGAUUGACCCUGGUGCCGCCAUGACGGACGCGAUCAACAGCAUUCAGAAAAACCAGCGGCUACGCGUGGCCGUUGUGGAUGAGGCGGAGACAAAGAAAAUGCGGCGCAUCCGUGCGGCAGAGGCGGCCUGCGAAUCGCGGCGGCUGGCGGGGCGGGGGCUGGCGGAGCAGCGGAAGGCCAUCGUGGCGGGUCUGCGGAAAUCCGUCACGGAGAUGCGGCAAGACGUGCCCGGGCUGAGCAACGAGGAGGUGCUCAAUCUGCUCAUGAUCAACCAAUACUACGACACCAUGAAGAAUGUAACGGAGAACAGCAGCGGCAGCCUCCUCUUCAUGGAGGGAGCGACUGGACUGCAGUCGUACUCAAGGGACCUUAGAAACGGCGUGGCACAGGUUAUGCGCUAA
Molecule: messenger RNA, 843 nt
Organism: Trypanosoma cruzi
Lineage: Eukaryota; Euglenozoa; Kinetoplastea; Trypanosomatida; Trypanosomatidae
Exons: 1
Coding region: 1-843 (280 amino acids)
Source: RefSeq, a predicted model, not a curated record